AUGGCAAAGGUGCACUUCGUUGAAAAGCCGCCAGACGGCGGUUGGGGCUGGGUUAUUGUGGCCAGUACAUUUCUCCUCCAUGUUGUGGUGGUCGGCUCUACGAAAUCGUUCGGGGUGUUCUACGCAGAGUUCCGGGAGGUUUUCCAAGAGAGCGCCGGCAUUACUUCCUUCAUCAGUUCUAUCCUGGGAUCUGCUGUGCUACUAUUUUCUCUAUUUGCCGGUGCACUGUGCAACUUGUGCAGCUGCAGAACGGUAGUGAUGGUAGGGGGCGUUAUUUCCGCCGCGGGACUUGUCGUGAGCUACUUUGCCCAGACCAUGAUACACCUAUUCUUCAGUGUGGGGAUUCUAACAGGAUUUGGUCUCUCCUUGAUGUUCUCACCGGGUUUGGCUAUGAUUGGACGCUACUUCGGCAAGCGGCACGCCACAGCCAAUGGGAUCGCAGUCUGUGGAACUGGUGUCGGUGUCUUUGCCCUCCCCCCACUCUUCCAGUUUCUUAUCGAUGAGUUCGGUUGGAGAGGGGCCCUUUUAAUCGUUUCUGGUUUGCUACUAAAUGGAUGCGUUUUCGGUGCCCUGUUGAGACCCAUUCAUCUCAAAGAGGACCGAAAGGAAGAAGAAGUAGACAUACGAAGUAACACUGACCAAAAACAGACGAAAAAAAUCCAUCAUUUCUGUCAGAAGAUCACGAAAACGUUCGACGUUACCUUACUGAAACACCGACCCUUUCUUGUUUACUGUGUGUCGUUGUUUGGAACACUUCUUGGCAACUCCAUGAUUUUUGUACAUUUUGUAGCCAAUGCUCAAAAUCUCGGGGUGGACAAGACACCAGCCGCUUUCUUACUGUCCAUUCUCGGAAUCUCAGAAGCGGUGUCAAGAGUUCUUAACGGUUGGCUGUCGGAUAGAGAAAUUAUCAGCAAAGUCUACUACUACAUGGUUGGGCUGACAGGACUUGCCGUAUGUAACAUUGUCAUACCGUUCGCAAGGUCUUACGCAGUUCUAGUGGUGUGCGCGGUGUUGUACGGAUUUUUCUCGGGCAUAUUCUAUGCCUUGAUUGCCGUGUUGGUGCGGAAGUAUGUCGGAGCCUCCAGGAUUUCCUGUGGACUUGGGUGGGCCUUCGUCUUCGAAGGUGCCGCCUUUCUCCUGGGAGCACCUGUCGCAGGUUGGCUGUAUGACGCAACAGGAAAGUACGACAUGUCUUUCUACGCAGCCGGUAUCUUCAUCUUUCUGUCUGUGCUCGUGCUUGUUCCUAUCAGCUGUUCAACGGACAGGUGGACCCGAGUACCCGACCAGAAUAGAGAUGAGACAGUCUCCCUCGAUGAUAUGGGAAAACUAAGCAUGUUUAGACAUAUGAUAGAUGAUGAUGAUGGAAGUCGUAUCUUUGAGACUUCCUAAAGCACCCACUCAGCACAGUAUGUUUACGUAUGUGUGCG
Messenger RNA from Branchiostoma floridae (Florida lancelet), 1427 nucleotides. Its product is annotated as monocarboxylate transporter 13-like. Gene Ontology annotation, biological process: transmembrane transport; monocarboxylic acid transport. The transcript has 4 exons. Gene Ontology annotation, molecular function: monocarboxylic acid transmembrane transporter activity. The record is from RefSeq and is a predicted model, not a curated record. NCBI's taxonomy places the organism in Eukaryota, Metazoa, Chordata, Leptocardii, Amphioxiformes, Branchiostomatidae. The coding region runs from base 1 to 1389 and encodes 462 amino acids.